Octodon degus (degu) is the source of this 3320-nucleotide messenger RNA. RefSeq names its product zinc finger protein 366 (gene Znf366). Gene Ontology annotation, cellular component: nucleus. The transcript has 5 exons. The coding region runs from base 103 to 2412 and encodes 769 amino acids. Lineage: Eukaryota; Metazoa; Chordata; Mammalia; Rodentia; Octodontidae. Gene Ontology annotation, biological process: regulation of transcription by RNA polymerase II. Gene Ontology annotation, molecular function: RNA polymerase II cis-regulatory region sequence-specific DNA binding; DNA-binding transcription factor activity. The record is from RefSeq and is a predicted model, not a curated record.
CACUCAGGUUGAAUGGGGAAAGUCUUGGUGUUGACCUGAGGAACAGAAGCUCAGGUGCCUUCCACCGGUGACAAACAGCUUUAUUUUGGGAAACUGCCAAGGAUGCAGAAGGAAAUGAAGAUGGUCAAAGACGAGGAUGCACGUUUCAACUUGGGUGUGAAGAGGGUCCCGUCCUUUGUCCACUGCCUACAGCCAGCGGCUUCCCGGGGGAAGGCGCCCCUGAGACACCCCCUUCCCGAAGCCCUCCGAGGGCCAUUCUCCCAGUUUCGAUACGAACCCCCAGCAGGGCAUCUGGAUGGGUUCCCGGGGUCCUUCGAAGGAGGCGGGUCCCGCAAGCGGAAGAGCGUACCCACCAAAAUGCCCUACAGCCACGCAGCCCAAGAAGCCCUGCUCGGCCUCCCCGCGGAGGAGAGCAACGCUCACGGGCCGGCCGGCCUCCCUCUGAUCUUCCCGCAGCCCCCGCGCCCCAAGUGUGACUCGCAGAUGAUCGAUCUAUGCGACGUAGGCUUCCAGUUCUACCGCGCGCUGGAGCCGCGGGCCGGGAAGCCGGUCAAGCAGGAGCCCGGCAGGCAGGAGCCCCUCAAACCCAGCGCCCUGUGGCCGCAGCCGGUGCCCCCGGCCUUCCUGCCCACGCCCUACCCGUACUACCCCAAAGUGCAUCCCGGCCUGGUGUUCCCCUUCUUCGUGCCGGCCACCUCGCCCUUCCCCUUCGGCCGGCACCCCUUCCUGGCCAAGCAGCCCACUGAGCCACCACCGCCGCGCAAAGCGGAGCCCGCAGAGAACGAGGAGGCCAAGCAGAAGGUGGAGAGGGUGGAUGUGAACGUGCAGAUCGAUGACAGUUACUACGUGGAUGUGGGCGGCGCGCAGAAGCGCUGGCAGUGCCCGACCUGCGAGAAGUCCUACACGUCCAAGUACAACCUGGUGACCCACAUCCUGGGCCACAGCGGCAUCAAGCCGCACGCGUGCAGCCGCUGCGGGAAGCUCUUCAAGCAGCUCAGCCAUCUGCACACACACAUGCUGACGCACCAGGGCACGCGGCCCCACAAGUGCCAGGUGUGCCACAAGGCCUUCACGCAGACGAGCCACCUCAAGCGCCAUAUGAUGCAGCACAGCGAGGUGAAGCCGCACAACUGCCGCGUGUGUGGCCGGGGCUUCGCCUACCCCAGCGAGCUCAAGGCGCAUGAGGCCAAGCACGCGAGUGGGCGGGAGAACAUCUGUGUGGAGUGCGGCCUCGACUUCCCCACCCUGGCGCAGCUGAAGAGACACCUCACCACACACCGGGGCCCCAUCCAGUACAACUGUUCCGAGUGCGACAAGACCUUCCAGUACCCCAGCCAGCUGCAGAACCACAUGAUGAAGCACAAGGACAUCCGGCCCUACAUCUGCUCUGAGUGCGGCAUGGAAUUCGUGCAGCCGCACCACCUCAAGCAGCACUCACUCACCCACAAGGGUGUGAAGGAGCACAAGUGUGGUAUUUGUGGGCGAGAGUUCACUCUGCUGGCCAACAUGAAAAGACAUGUGCUGAUCCACACCAACAUCCGUGCCUACCAGUGUCACCUCUGCUACAAGAGCUUCGUGCAGAAACAGACCCUCAAGGCGCACAUGAUCGUCCACUCUGACGUGAAGCCCUUCAAAUGCAAGCUGUGUGGGAAGGAAUUCAACCGGAUGCACAACCUGAUGGGUCACAUGCACCUGCACUCAGACAGCAAACCCUUCAAGUGCCUCUACUGCCCGAGCAAGUUCACCUUGAAGGGGAACCUGACACGCCACAUGAAGGUCAAGCAUGGUGUGAUGGAGCGAGGCCUUCACACUCAAGGUUUAGGAAGGGGCAGGAUGGCCCUGGCGCAGACCACAGGGGUCCUGAGGAACCGGGAGCAGGAGGAGCCUUUUGACCUCUCGCAAAAGCGCGGGGCCAAGGGGCCAGUGUUCCAGUCAGAUGGGGAGAGCGCCCGGGACAGCCCCUGCCAUGAGGAGGAGGAAGAAGAGGAGGAAGAGGAUGAGGAAGAGGAGGAGGUGAGCUGCUGCCCAGCAGAGCCCUACAGCUCCAGCCUGGCCCCCCGGAGCCAGCAGCUCUGUGCGCCCCAGGAUCUGUCCACCAAGCCCGAGCAGACCCUCCAGGGGCAAGAGGAAGCCAGCAAGGAAGAGGAAGAGGUGGAAAAAGAGGAGGAUGCUACCAAAGAAGGGCAGGAGGAGAAGAGCCAGGACGCCCAUGGGGAAGGCUUCAGGCAGGGACCUGAGAAGGAGACAGAGGAGGGGGCUGGCGGGGAGGAGCGCCUCAGCCUCAGAGUUCUUCAGAGUGCCAGGCGGGGCCCCUCCUUUUCUAAUUACUUAUACUUCAAGCACAGAGAUGAGAGUUUAAAAGAAUUACUGGAGAGGAAAAUGGAAAAACAAGCAGUGCUUUUGGGUAUCUAAGUGGACAGUUUUAAAAUCACAUUUGGAGGAUGAGAGCUAGACAGUGCAAACAGCUUUCCGCAUGAACUGUCUGUCCACUGGGGACUGACAAGGGCGCCAAGCUUCGCAGUGACUCAAGCUAAAGGAGCAGGGUCCUCGGUAAUUAGAUGCUUCUGGGCCAUUCCUUGGGCCUUCAGACUUAGAACACACACACACAGGGGCUUCAGUAUCACUUUGUCCACCUCCCGUGUAAUAAUCUGUGCAUAUUCUUCUAGAUGUCUAAUCCUGGCUGACCCUGAGGUGCUUUUAGAAAUUCUAUUUUCCUUCCAUAAUAUGCAGUGCAUGGCAAAUUUCUUUCUAGUUGUAAAAUGAUGGUGCUUGACAUGUUACCUUAUUAAUAACUAUUUAGCUCAACUCAUGAAAGUUAUAUUUUUCCAGUUAAAUGAAAAUAUUACUAGUUGUAUACCUAAAAAUAGCUUUUAUUGCCAUAAGCAAAAAGUGCUGGGAAUGACACAGAAGGGCGAACUAUUGGAAGGGAUAUUCCAAGUAGAUGCUGCAGAGGUAAGCUUAACAUCUAAGAAGAUGAUGAAUAGUUUUCAGUAAGAGGAAAUCCCAACAAUUAGACACCUACAUGGGUCUCUUUCUCUAGCAUCAGCUUCCUUCACCAGUGAGGUGUUGGGAGCUGCAGAUGACUGGGCAGUGCUCUGAGGCCCUGGCUCCUCAGACUGAUGUCUGGUGUCCUAAGCAGAAUGCCUUCCUGGACACCACUGCUGCCCUCCUCUGAGACCUCAUGCCCAAGGGAGCUGUUGCUUGUGAAGCUGGAGCUCAGGGUGGGGGAAGAAAUUCUCCCUGAAACAAGCUCUGCCUUCUUUGGGGUAGUAUUAGGAUAGUCACUAGCCCCUCACUGUGCUGGACACUUAGGCUUUGUU